AUGGCUGACGCGGGAGGAGGUGGCGACGGAAUGGGCGGGCAGCUGCCCAUGUGGCGAGGGCUGUUCGACUGGUCCAUGCGGCACUCCGACGGCACGCUCCCGACGGCGCCCGUGGACCCGGAGAAGAUGAAGUGGCUGCAGGACGCCAUGACGCACUACACCGUCGACAUUCCGAACAAGAUGAAGGGCAUCCGGGGGCGCCUCGAGGAGUGCGCGGACGUUCUCGCGCCCGGCAAGGACCUCCCGCUGCUCCUCGGCGCGCCGCCCGGACACGACGGCGGCGCGUCUGCGGCGCCCGCGCCCCCCGCGCCCCCCGCGGAGGGGUCCGCGGCCGCGGCGCCGACGCCGGAGGAGGCGGAGCGGCUGCUGGACGAGCUGCUGGAGAUCGUGGAGAACCUGGACUUCGCGCGGGACUACAACAAGAUGGGGGGGCUGCCGGUGCUGCUGCGGCUGGCGCAGGCCACGCACGCGGGCGUCCGCGGGCGCGCGCUGGAGGUCAUCGGCGCGUCCACGCAGAACCUCCUCCCCGCACAGCAGGAGGUGCUCGACGCCGGGGGACUCGACCGCGCCAUCGCGGCCCUGGGCGACGCCGACCAGGGCGUGGUGGCCAAGGCGCUGCUGUGCGUGGGGUCCGUCGUGCGCGGGCACCCCGCCGCGCUCGUGGUGUUCCGGCGCGCGGGCGGGCUGCAGCGGCUGCACAAGCUCACGCACGCGUCGGACGCGCGGGUGCGGCGGAAGGCGGUGGGGCUGGUGCACCACGUGCUGCAGGCGGCGGGGGCGGAGGACGGCCCGCUGGCGGUGGAGCUCGGCGUGCACCAGACGCUCGCGGGGCUCGUGGAGCUCACGGGCGACGACGAGCACGACGACUGGGGCCUGCUGCGGAUGGCGCUGGAGGCGCUGUUUGCGCUGGUCAAGGUGCCGGAGGUGCGCGGCGCGGUGCUCGGGCUGCCGGGGCUCAAGGGGCGCGUGGAGGCGGUGCACGACCACAUCAAGGGGCUGGACGGCGAGGACAGGGAGGCGGCGAGGGAGGAGGCGGUGCUGUGCCAGCUGCUCCUGCGGGCCAUGGAGCGCGCAGCGCAAGCGUGA
Messenger RNA from Pedinophyceae sp. YPF-701, 1086 nucleotides. The record is from the annotation of a GenBank genome assembly. Lineage: Eukaryota; Viridiplantae; Chlorophyta; Pedinophyceae.